AUGUCAUCUGAAAAGAUGUUUAGAAUCUUUGAGAAAUGUUGUGAAUACAUGUCGAUCAACUUGUUCUGUGAAGUUGCAAUCAAUGGAACACUCAAACAUUUUAAAAUAAUCAUGGAAACUCUUCCUGUCAAGCUAUUACUUAGUAAUCAAUGGAUUUCAAGUAUCAUGGAGAAUACAACAGAUGGAAACAGAGAUAUUGCCAGUUAUUAUAUCCAGUUGGUUCGGCAACGAGCUUAUCCUGACUUCCAACCAUUUUAUAAUAAAAAAGAACUGCCAAAGAUAUCUGAACAUAUGCAUUUGGGAAUGUAUCUCUAUUUCAUUGAUAACAGAGGUAAAAUCCAGCAAGAAUUCAAUCAAGAUGUGUGGAAUUUAUUUACCGGUGAUCUUCAGAAAUCACUUGAAUCAAACAAUUAUACAAUAAGUGAUUGGAUCAUUCAACAUCUUCAAACAAUGAGAGAGUUGAAAAAGGAUUUCAAUUUGGGUAUUAAUAUUCCACCGAUGUCACUCUAUGUUACCGAUAUCGAUCAACAUAGAAAUGCAACUGGCAGAUUCAAAGUUUUACAAUCGAUGGUCGACGAAUCGAAAGAAUAUUCAAGCAUAAUAGAGCGUUUUAGGAAAAUAGCGGUUUUCAAUGCUCUUAAAUCUUCAAACUACGAUGCAUUGCUUUAUCUCAAGGAGAUCUAUACUACCAAUAUUCUCGGUAAAGGAUUGACAUCGGUGGUUCAGUACUCUCUCUCCAAUAUCCGAUGGAUUGCUCAGAUAGUGUCAGAACAGUAUUGCGAACAUAUUAAUAUAAUUAAAAAGUCAUUAGACAAUAUAUUGGUCAGUAGCAAUGUCAUGGAAACAGAUAGUAGCGUCGAUAAUACCAAUAGUAAUAAUGAAGAUUCUGAAUUCUCGAAAUCAAUCAAAUCGAUAUGGGAUUCAUUAAAGUCAUCAUCGUUAUGCUACCAUUCAUUAUCAGUAUCAGAGAAUGAGAUUACACAACACUUUGAACAACUACACCAAUAUCUGAUAACUGAGGAACAUAAAUUAAAGAAAUCAAUCAUCAACGAUAAAGAAACAAUCAUUAAUUAUAUAGAUAAUAAUAUUAAUAAAUUGAAAUAUAUAGUCAAUAUUUUAAAGAUAAAUAAUAAACUGAACAAUGAUAUUGAGAAUAAUAAAAGUAACGAUGAUGAUGAUAAUAGUGAUAAAGAUAAUAGUAAUGAUGGUAUGUCAAUAAUUGAAGAUACAUCAUCACAGUAUUCAACAGCAACUAUAAUGGAAUCAAUCACAUCAAGUUCAUCAUUAAAAUCAUUCAUCAUUGAUAAUAAUCAGACUUUGUUCAGUGAUCAGUAUGAUCCUUUCAAUGCUAGUGAACUAAUCAAACAACAUAACAAUGAUAGGUCAUUAUUGCUACUGGACCUCAUUUAUAAAUACAACAAUCAAUUCAAAUCAUCGACAAUUACAAACUCUGCUUCAUCGUAUCAAGUAACAAUCAAACAACAUGACUUUAAUCAGCUGAAUUUAUUGAUCGACCAAUCAAUCAAACUUUCGAAAAAAGGAACAUAUAUAUUUACAACACAUCGUGACAAAGGAGCGACACUGAUUGACAUAUCAAACAAUAACUCUAUAGAUGAAAUCUAUAUUGAUUAUAAUUUUUACGGUACAUUCCAAUCAAUUAUUUCAAUAGGCGAAUAUAUCUAUUUGUUCGGUGGACACCACAAUCUUGGUAAAUGGAUGAAAUUCUCAAUAAAAUCGAAAUCAAUUGAAAAAAUUGGCUAUUUAGAAGGAAUAAAUGAUGAUUUUAAUAUUUCAGUUUGUUACGAUGGUCUAGAUCAUAUCUAUUUGGUGAGCGGUGGCAAAACAAAUAGAAUUGAUCGAUUUAAUAUCAAAACAAUGAAAUUCGAUCAUUAUCAUAAAUUACCCAAAGAAUACUAUAGUCAAGUAUCAACAAUGAUCUUCAAAGGCGCAUUAUAUUCAGUAUCACAAGAUCAAAAUCUCAUAUUUAAAUUAGAUUUGGCAAAUCGAACCGUAACAGAACAACAAAUCGACACGAUUCCAUACACAGCCUGUCAUGAUAACAACGGAAAUUUCUUCAUUUUCGAUCGAACAAACGCUCGGUUCAUUAAAUACAAUGUUGAAGACAAACAAACUGUCCAUCUCUAUUAUAUCCCUGCCUUAGAUGGACGUGCUUAUUUGAGGUACUAUCGUGAAUCACCAACAUCAAGCUUUAUCUAUUCUUUUGGUGGUGUCAGAUAUGGUAAUUUUAAAUAUUCAAUUGAAGACAAUCAAUGUGAACCAUUCUUAAAAAAUGAUAAUUUAGAAAGACAUUGGUGUGGAUCUAUAGUAAUAAAUUAUUAG
Messenger RNA from Heterostelium album PN500, 2340 nucleotides. RefSeq lists its product as uncharacterized. The record is from RefSeq and is a predicted model, not a curated record. The coding region runs from base 1 to 2340 and encodes 779 amino acids. The transcript has 2 exons. NCBI's taxonomy places the organism in Eukaryota, Evosea, Eumycetozoa, Acytosteliales, Acytosteliaceae.